AUUCAAAAAUUGAAGGGAGAAGUCUAUCAAAGCUUCAUCAAAAAAGCGAAAAAAAGUAUUUUCUUUGUCUAGACAGGAUUGUGAUUUAAAUACAAGAAAAAGCAAAGAUGUCCAUUGUACCACUGCUUCACUUGGCCCGGGAGUUGGAUCACGACUACCGCAGCGACUGGGAGCACUUGCUGGAGGAUGACUUUGGGUUCGGAGUCCAUGCCCACGAUCUGUUCCAUCCCCGUCGUCUGAUGUUGGCCCCCAGUGUCUUGGGUCGUCGCCGCUUCUCGCCCUACGAGCGGAGUCAUGGCCAUCAUCAUCACCAGUUGGUGCCACGUCGUUCGGCGGCCGGUGGUCCCAAUUCCCUGCUGCCCGCCGUGGGCAAAGAUGGCUUCCAGGUGUGCAUGGAUGUGUCGCAAUUCAAGCCCAAUGAGCUGACGGUCAAGGUGGUGGACAAGACGGUGGUGGUGGAGGGCAAGCACGAGGAGCGCGAGGAUGGGCACGGCAUGAUCCAGCGCCACUUUGUGCGCAAGUAUACGCUGCCCAAGGAUUUUGACCCCAACGAUGUGGUGUCCACCGUCUCCUCCGACGGGGUGUUGACCCUCAAGGCCCCACCGCCGCCCAGCAAGGAGCAGGCCAAGCCGGAGCGUAUUGUCCAGAUCCAGCAGACGGGACCCGCCCACCUGAGCGUUAAGGCGCCCGAAACUUCAGAGGGAAAAGCCGAAAAUGGCGGCGGCGAGAAAAUGGAGACUGGCAAGUAAGCCAAGCGAAGAAAAAGCAGAAGAAGCAACCAAGAUUCGCUGGCGAAGAAUAGGAAGAAGAAUUUAACGAAGAAAAAGGAAGAGAGUGUUGCAGCUCUGCUCGGAGAGUGCAAGACUAAAAAGGGGAUACUACCCAAAACACACCCAUUGUAUUACUCUCUCUUAUAAAAAAACCCCCCACACACACACAUCAACACAUCUUAGACCUAAGCGAUUUUAAAAUCCACUUAUCAUUACAAAAAAAACCACAUUUUAGUCUGUAUGAUUAGGCUAAAAACUGGAGAAUUCAAUGCUCCCUUUGAGUUUAUACUUUUUGUAAUAAGAACAGGCGCAACACUCGGGAGUACUUUGCAUUUCUUUUGUGAAAAAAACCAAUAAAUAUGCGAAAAAAA
Messenger RNA from Drosophila subpulchrella, 1141 nucleotides. It is a transcript of the gene Hsp27, whose product is annotated as heat shock protein 27. Gene Ontology annotation, molecular function: protein folding chaperone. The record is from RefSeq and is a predicted model, not a curated record. Gene Ontology annotation, biological process: protein refolding; response to heat. Bases 108 to 749 code for a protein of 213 amino acids. The transcript has a single exon. Lineage: Eukaryota; Metazoa; Arthropoda; Insecta; Diptera; Drosophilidae.